This is a messenger RNA of Microplitis mediator, 3129 nucleotides long. RefSeq names its product elongation of very long chain fatty acids protein 7-like. The transcript has 5 exons. The coding region runs from base 581 to 1489 and encodes 302 amino acids. Gene Ontology annotation, molecular function: fatty acid elongase activity. The record is from RefSeq and is a predicted model, not a curated record. NCBI's taxonomy places the organism in Eukaryota, Metazoa, Arthropoda, Insecta, Hymenoptera, Braconidae. Gene Ontology annotation, cellular component: endoplasmic reticulum membrane. Gene Ontology annotation, biological process: fatty acid elongation, saturated fatty acid; fatty acid elongation, polyunsaturated fatty acid; sphingolipid biosynthetic process.
UCAACUAUUCUUAUUGUAGCAACGGUUAGUAGUUCGAUGUGUCUGUAAGAUUGUGUCUUAACCGUCCAUUGUACAGACUUAUCGAGUGUUAAUCUGUAAUUAUUGAUAUAUUUAACAACUAAAUUAGUAAAACAGUUAUUUAAUUUUUUUUUAUAAUUUCACUUGAUACGUGAGUACGGGAAUAGAUUAUUCAUUAUUACUCGUAUACCACAAGAGAGGAGCAUCCGGAAGCCGAAGAAGAAGAUUGGUGGAUGAUGUUGGUCAUCGUAUGACGAUCCACGUUAGAGUCUUUCGAAGUGGAACUUUAAGAGAAAGGUGACGUUGAGUUCUCGCGCUACGGCUAACAGGAUUCGCGGCACCGAUAGCUUCGUCGUCGUUUCGAUAAUUCAUACUUGUUAGAUUUUGUUCUGUGAAAAAUAUCAUGCAAUAAUAAUAAUAAUUAAGUUAAAAACAAAUUUAAGUAACAAUUAUGUGAUAAGCAAUUAAUAAGACAAGGAUUAAGAAUUAAAUAAAAAAACUACUGCAGGAUUUAAGUGUCAACACAUUGUAACUUGAUCAAAUUUUAAAUACUGCAGUAAAAAUGGCGUCAGCAGCAGCGGAACUAGUGGCUGAGCGUGAACCAGAACUUCUAAAACCACAUGAUCUUAACGGAUCAUUUGUUGGAGCAGAAGAUCUUGUCAGAAUGGCGUUGGAACAGUAUACGGAAAUCUUAGAGUCAGCAUCAGAUCCUAGAGUUAGUAACUGGCCAUUGAUGGAAUCACCGAUACCAACCUUUCUCAUUGUUUUACUUUAUCUGUAUGGUGUCGUGAUACUCGGUCCAAAAAUGAUGACAAACAGAAAAUCAUUUCAACUUAGAAGUAUCCUUGUUGCUUACAAUGCAUUUCAAGUCAUUUUCUCUCUAGGCAUGCUCUACGAGCACCUAAUGUCCGGAUGGUUAUUGGAGUAUAGUUAUAAAUGUCAACCAGUUGAUUACUCGCACAAUCCCACAGCAAUGCGGAUGGCUAAUUUAUGCUGGUGGUAUUUCAUUAGUAAAUUUACAGAAUUCGCUGAUACGAUAUUUUUUGUACUGCGCAAAAAAGACAGUCAAGUGACAUUUUUGCAUCUAUAUCAUCACUCGUUGACCCCGCUUGAGACGUGGAUAUGCGUUAAAUUUAUAGCCGGUGGCCACGGCACCCUUGGUAAUCUCAUCAACAAUGCUGUUCACGUAGUCAUGUAUGCAUAUUACAUGCUAUCUGCAAUGGGACCUGAGUAUCAGAAGUACCUAUGGUGGAAAAAACAUUUGACAACAGUUCAGUUGGUACAAUUUUUCUUAGUAUUUGUACAUAGCGCUCAAGCACUCGUUUUUGACUGUGGAUACCCAAAACUUGUUGCUACAUUACUUCUUUUACACUCUACGAUAUUCUUUGUUCUAUUUUUGGAUUUCUACUCGCGGGCCUAUCGCAGAGAAAAAUCUAUUGCUGCAGCAAAAAAAGUAAUUAAGAAUGAAUAAAAAAAAUUAUUGUAUAUUAAAAAAUACUUUUAUUAUGAAUAUAUUAAAAUCUAGAAAAAAAGAUGACAUUAAUGUGUACUAAUUUGAUUUUUUUUUUUACAUUAAAUAAUAUUUGUUUGUUGAGAUAAAAAAAAAGAUAUUCAGUAGGGUGACCCAAAAAACCCGACUUUUUUUUGUUAACGAGUCUCAUACGAAAAUUUUUUGGUUUAACAUAUUUUCAGAACCCUUCAAAAAUUAGCUCGAUAAAAAAUUAAGAGGUCGCUCACAAAAUUUGAAAAUUCCAAAAUUGAUUGAAAUUCGAAUUUUUUUUCGAAUUUUUUUCUUUCUCGCGGCGGAAUAGUUUAUAUUUGUAAAAUAAUAAAUAUGUUGAAAAUUUCAGCCCAAAAUUUAAAUAAUUAAAUGUCGCUCAAGAAUUUUGAAUGUUUCCGAGUGCUGUCUUUUGGACGUUUUCGAGCGACCCUUGAAUAUUAAUAUUAAAGUAUCUCAAUUUUUUCACCAUUAAUUUAUAUCAUAAUGAACAAAAAUAUAACCCGAGACAUAGAAAAAAUGAGUUAUUUACAUACUUUUUAUUUUUUAAUUCAAUUUUUAGGUUUUUUUGGUUAUUCAAAUCGUACCCAAUUUUAUUGUUUAAGACCGUCCAGUAUAUGUUUGGUUAUGCAAAAGUUAUAUUUUAGUGAAACGAUAAUAAUUGAGUUAUAGAAAAAUACAAAAAUUAAUUCAAAGAAUUAGUUACAUAUUUUGAGUUAAUAUUCAAAAUUCUUGAGCGAUGUUUAAAAAUCUAUAUUUUGAGCUAAAAUUUUCAGCAUGGUAUUAAUUUUACAGAUAGAAAAUAUUUUUGCCACGAGAAUGAAAAAUGUAAAAAAAAAACCGAAUUUCAAUCAUUUUUGGAAUUUCCGAAUUACUCGAGCGACCCCUCCAAAUUGUUUAUCGAGCUGAUUUUUGAUAUUAAACCAACAAAUUUUCAUAUGAGACUCGAAAACAAAAAAGUCAGUUGUUUUAGGUCACCCUAAUAUAUAUUCAGAGUCAUGAUCUUAGAUGUAUCCUAAUAGUAUGAUAACUAUAAAUUAAACGAAAGUACUUUUAAAAAAAAUUAAAUUACUUUAUUUUUUAUGUACUGUAUUAUUAUAUAACAAUUUCUUUAUUUAAAAUAUAAAUAUAUAGUUGAGAGAAUAAAAAUGAAUUAAUGACUGUUCUUAGGAAUAGAGUUUAUGCUAUAGCAUUGUUUAGUUUGUCUCUCAGCAGUCUAAUUGUAAACAUAAAUAAAUGAUCUGUAAGCAAUAUUUACGAGGUAUUGUAAGUAUGCUCAAUGGCAUUUAAGUCAUUUGCGAAUAAUUAAAUAUUUUUAUAAAUUUUAUCCAAGAUAUAACUUAACAAUAAAUUUUGUAAAUUUAUUUUAAAAACACACAAGUGUUAUUGUUAUUGCAAUUCAAUCAAAUUUAACGUUUAAAAUUGAUGACAAUGCAUACUUAAAAAAUGAGCGCAGUAACACUCGUUAUUCCGCAAUGCGUAUAAAAUAAAACAUAAUAUAUUAAAUUUGUAUAAAUAAAAAUGUAUAAUCAUUGGUGUGGCCGCAUCAGAAUCGGUGUCAAUAAAUAAAAUAUUAUAUAAUAUAUCAUAAAUAAGUCAAAAAAAUUUUAAGA